AUGGAGGCCCAGGCGCUGGCGCUGCUGAGGGAGGUGUCGCGGCUGGAAGCGCCCCUGGAGGAGCUGCGCGCGCUUCAGUCGGUGCUGCAGACCGUGCCGCUCAGCGAGCUCCGCGAGCAAGCGGCGGAGCUGCGCCUCGGCCCGCUUUUCUCCCUGCUCAACGAGAACCAUCGGGAACAGACCACUUUGUGUGUAUCCAUUCUGGAGAGAUUGCUCCAAGCUGUGGAGCCAGUUCACGUGGCCCGGAACCUCAGGGUUGACCUUCAGAGGGGACUGACUCACUCCAAUGAUUCCGUAAAAAUUCUCACUCUGUCCCAGGUCGGAAGAAUUGUUGAAAAUUCUGAGGCUGUUACUGAGAUUCUAAAUAAUGCUGAAUUACUAAAACAAAUUGUUUAUUGUAUUGGUGGAGACAAUCUGUCUGUAGCUAAAGCGGCCAUUAAAUCCCUGUCAAGAAUAUCAUUAACCCAGGCUGGACUGGAGGCAUUGUUUGAAAGCAAUCUGCUGGAUGAUUUGAAAAGUGUAAUGAAAACAAAUGAUGUUGUUCGGUACAGAGUGUAUGAGUUAAUUGUGGAGAUUUCUUCUGUGUCACCAGAAUCUUUAAACUACUGUACCACCAGUGGAUUGGUAACCCAGCUUCUCAGAGAGCUGACUGGGGAGGAUGUGCUGGUCAGAGCCACCUGUGUAGAAAUGGUGACAUCACUGGCGUAUACUCAACAUGGACGACAGUACCUUUCUCAAGAAGGAGUAAUUGAUCAGAUUUCUAAUAUAAUUGUUGGGGCAGAUUCAGACCCUUUCUCUAGCUUCUAUUUGCCAGGAUUUGUGAAGUUUUUUGGAAACCUGGCUAUCAUGGAUAGUCCUCAGCAGAUCUGUGAGCGUUAUCCUGUCUUUGUGGAAAAAGUCUUUGAAAUGACAGAAAGUCAGGACCCCACCAUGAUUGGCGUAGCAGUGGACACAAUCGGAAUCCUGGGAUCCAAUGUUGAAGGAAAACAAGUUUUACAAAAAACAGGAACUCGCUUUGAACGCUUGCUCAUGAAAAUAGGAUAUCAAGCAAAGAAUGCCUCAACAGAGCUCAAAAUUAGGUGUUUGGAUGCAAUUUCGUCUAUUUUUUAUAUACCACCUGAGCAGCAGACUGAUGACCUCCUGAGGAUGACAGAAUCGUGGUUUUCUUCUUUAUCUCGGGACCCGCUGGAGCUCUUCCGUGGCAUCAGUAAUCAGCCCUUCCCUGAACUGCACUGUGCUGCCUUAAAAGUGUUCACGGCCAUCGCAAAUCAACCCUGGGCUCAGAAACUUAUGUUUAAUAGUCCAGGGUUUGUGGAAUAUGUGAUGGACCGGUCUGUGGAGCAUGACAAAGCUUCAAAGGAUGCCAAAUAUGAACUGGUUAAAGCACUUGCCAAUUCCAAGACAGUUGCAGAAAUCUUUGGGAACCCAAAUUAUUUGAGGCUCAGAACUUACCUGAGUGAAGGUCCAUACUAUGUGAAACCUAUUUCCACAACAGCCGUGGAAGGAGCUGAAUGA
Molecule: messenger RNA, 1515 nt
Organism: Puma concolor (puma)
Lineage: Eukaryota; Metazoa; Chordata; Mammalia; Carnivora; Felidae
Gene: PSMD5
Product: proteasome 26S subunit, non-ATPase 5
Biological process (GO): proteasome assembly
Cellular component (GO): cytosol
Source: RefSeq, a predicted model, not a curated record